This is a messenger RNA of Ochotona curzoniae (black-lipped pika), 3288 nucleotides long. Its product is annotated as glycine receptor subunit alpha-4. Gene Ontology annotation, biological process: regulation of membrane potential; nervous system process; chemical synaptic transmission. The transcript is spliced from 9 exons. Gene Ontology annotation, molecular function: chloride channel activity; transmembrane signaling receptor activity; glycine binding. The coding region runs from base 18 to 1391 and encodes 457 amino acids. The record is from RefSeq and is a predicted model, not a curated record. NCBI's taxonomy places the organism in Eukaryota, Metazoa, Chordata, Mammalia, Lagomorpha, Ochotonidae. Gene Ontology annotation, cellular component: synapse; plasma membrane; neuron projection.
CCAAGGUGCCCUGCGGAAUGACAACUCUCCUUCCUGCAGCCCUCUCCUUCCUUCUCCUCUGGAUCCUGCCAGGGCAGGUCCUCCUCAGGGUGGCCUUCGCAAAAGAUGAUGUCAAAUCUGGGACCAAGGGGCCCCAGCCCAUGUCACCUUCUGAUUUCUUGGACAAGCUGAUGGGGCGCACGUCUGGUUAUGAUGCCAGGAUUCGACCUAAUUUUAAAGGCCCACCCGUGAAUGUGACCUGCAACAUCUUCAUCAACAGUUUCGGCUCCGUCACUGAGACCACUAUGGACUACAGGGUGAAUGUCUUCUUGCGGCAACAGUGGAAUGAUCCACGUCUGGCAUACCGAGAAUAUCCUGAUGACUCCCUAGACCUGGAUCCCUCAAUGCUGGACUCUAUCUGGAAGCCAGACCUGUUCUUUGCCAAUGAGAAAGGGGCCAACUUCCAUGAGGUGACCACAGACAACAAAUUACUGCGCAUCUUCAAGAAUGGGAAUGUGCUCUACAGCAUCAGGUUGACCCUCAUCCUGUCCUGUCCAAUGGACCUCAAGAACUUCCCCAUGGACAUCCAGACCUGCACAAUGCAGCUGGAGAGCUUCGGCUACACCAUGAAUGACCUCGUGUUUCAGUGGUUGGAAGAUGCUCCUGCUGUGCAAGUGGCUGAGGGCCUGACCUUGCCCCAGUUUAUCUUGCGGGAUGAGAAGGAUCUAGGCUACUGCACCAAGCACUACAACACAGGGAAAUUCACCUGCAUCGAGGUAAAGUUUCACCUGGAACGGCAGAUGGGUUACUAUCUGAUUCAGAUGUACAUCCCCAGCUUGCUCAUCGUCAUCCUGUCCUGGGUCUCCUUCUGGAUCAAUAUGGAUGCUGCCCCUGCCCGUGUAGGCCUCGGCAUCACCACUGUGCUCACCAUGACCACCCAGAGCUCUGGUUCCCGGGCCUCUUUGCCCAAGGUAUCCUAUGUGAAGGCCAUUGACAUCUGGAUGGCCGUGUGCCUACUCUUUGUUUUUGCUGCCCUGCUGGAAUAUGCUGCUGUUAAUUUCGUCUCUCGUCAGCAUAAGGAAUUUAUGAGACUUCGAAGAAGGCAGAGGCGCCAGCGCAUGGAGGAAGAUAUCAUCCGAGAAAGUCGCUUCUAUUUCCGUGGCUAUGGCUUGGGCCACUGCCUGCAGGCAAGGGAUGGAGGUCCAGUAGAAGGUUCUGGCAUGUAUAGCCCCCAACCUCCAGCCCCUCUUCUGAGAGAGGGAGAAGCCAUGCGGAAACUCUAUGUGGACCGAGCCAAGAAAAUUGACACCAUUUCCCGGGCUGUCUUCCCUUUCACUUUCCUCAUCUUCAAUAUCUUCUACUGGGUUGUCUAUAAAGUGUUACGGUCAGAAGAUAUCCACCAGGCACUGUGAACAGGGUUGGGUCUGUAAAGUCCAGCUCGGUUUCCUGUUUGCUUCUGGGUGGGCUCUCCUUCGCCCUUAGAUUCCAUCAGGGAAUUUGACAGUUCCUUCCCAAUUCCCAAUUCAAAACAUAAACUUACCUGUCCCAGAGCUGUGUUAUCCUAUACUGCAUGGUGCCAUGGUGGCUGUACUUAGAAGGAUGGCUCAUUCACCCUAACUCAAACUUUCUCCAUAUUUUCCCAUUGCUCAUGAGACUAAGCUUUGCUUUCCUGGAGCCAGUAUAAACUCUUGCACUUCCUGGUGCCUCUCUAUUUUCCAAUACGCUGGAGAAUUUUCAGACCAAUGUUACUAGAUUCUCACAUUUGUCACCUUUUUAAAAUUUUAUAAUACACUCCCAUAGGCUCUGAGAUUUCCCCUCCUCCCUUCUCCAGAUCUCCUCCCCCAUCUGUUUCCCUCCAUAUUAUUACGAUAGUAUAGUCCUUUUGAAACAGUCUUAAGUCCAUCAUUCUGCCAUUUGUCAGAAUCUGCACUACUCCUAACCCUACUGCCUUCCAGUCAAGAGUCUGGACUUUGCCCUGUCCUUUGUCUCUCCUAUUGCAGAAUAAAAUGGGGUAUCUUUCCCAUCCAUAAGUGCAGCCCAGUGUGACUCCAUAAGGCUUCUUUGGGGGUGACAGGAGGACAAGUCACAGGCUCGCCACCUCCCAACAAAGUUUGGAACACCCAUGGGCUGCCCUGGGGUGGGGGCAAUGUUUUAUGUUCCAAAAGAGAGGUGUUUGAGCUUCUGGAAGACCCCAACUGUCAGAAUUGGGGCAGGAACUCUGAAUGCUCAAGAAAAUCCUUCCAGAUCCUACUGAACUUUCUGAUUUCAGAAUAUUUUUUUUCUAUUCCCUAACUAAUUAGCAUGAUGGGAGAGUGUGCUAGGGAGUAUAAAAAAGUGAAAAGUGCUUCUUUAAUAAAUUUACUUGAUGAUGCUAGAAAAGUUUCAGGGAAAUUAGGAUCCAAGGAAGUAAGAGCCAUGGGGAGCAGAAUACAGAAACUAUCCUCAGAGAACGUGUUUGUUGGCUACACUUUCACUUGCUUUUUCCUUUUCUCCAAAGGACCCCUCAUUUACAAUUUGCCCUUUCAUCUCCUUUUGACAAGCAAAUAAUGGUGCCACACAACCUUGUUCAGGGUGGAAUGGGGCUUUGAGGUACCUGGGAAAGAGCUAGACAUACAGAGGACCCAUAUAACUAGGCAAAUGCUGACCUGACUAUCAGGCUGGUACCUGAAAGCAGUUUUGCUUCCCCUCUCCUUCCCCAAUGAGAAGCAGUGAAGAAGGGUAGCAGUCAAGCGACUCUGAAUCUCAGAACAUAGAACUGGCAUGCAAGAGGCCAACUUCAAGUUUGACAUACUCCUGGAGCAUGGGAAAUCAUGAGCCUGGUAUACUGUGUUCUUUGAGAAACAGAAAUAGAAGAGAGCAAAGUGUGGGGCUAACAGCAGAAAGAGUUAAGCAAAUGAUCUCUUAGAUAUUAUAUCCUUUCUGGUCCUAGAAUAAUUAAGUAUAUAAGUCAAAUCUCUGUCUCUCUGUCUCGUUCUCUUUUUCUGCCUCCCAUUUCCCCACAGUAUUCCAAACUGUAAGUCAAUAAAUACAAUGGUCAAAGUAAUGCCUAUAGUCAAACCGAGAGUGUGGCUUUCUUUCCUCCCUUUCCCCUUUGAGCUUGGCUGUUAUUUCCUCCUCUCUCGAUACUCCUCUGUCUCUUGGUUUUGAGGAGAGAAUUCUGGGCUGACCAGUGUAGCCGGACUAGAAGUUAUUUGCCCUGCUGAUAUCAUCUCCCUUGUGCCACAAAGAUUCAAAACUAGAGAACUGGCUUCAGGGAGGACAUUGAACUCAGAAGGCAAGACAGCCUCUGUUUUCUCCUUUCUGCCCAGG